Molecule: messenger RNA, 2105 nt
Organism: Polistes dominula (European paper wasp)
Lineage: Eukaryota; Metazoa; Arthropoda; Insecta; Hymenoptera; Vespidae
Gene: wcy
Product: WW domain-containing adapter protein with coiled-coil wacky
Biological process (GO): positive regulation of TORC1 signaling; regulation of autophagy
Cellular component (GO): nucleus
Molecular function (GO): RNA polymerase II complex binding; chromatin binding
Source: RefSeq, a predicted model, not a curated record
UAGCCAUUUAAUCGUGAUUACCUCUAGCGGCCGAUCACGUAUGUGACAUGGCGUCCGGGUAGGAAGAAAGUUGAUUGUUAAAUAAGCGUUAAUGUUGUAUUUAUGACACUGACCGACCGAAAAGGGAACAUCCGAGGCCGCGAAUUUCCCACAGACACCGGCAUUGAUGGUAAUGCAUGCGAGGAAACCACAAAGGAUCAGCGAUGGGUACUUCGAAAAGCACCAGGCCCAUCCCUACCAGAACGCGAAGUACAGCAGUUCUAAGGGUGGCUAUUCUUCAUCGACGACGUCGUCGGAUAGUCGCUACGAAGCGCGUAUGCGUGAUUCCCCAAAUGGCAAUUCUUACAGUCCAGCAGGAGGCUUGGGAUUGGGCAUGGGAGCAGACAGAGAUAGCCCGAGGAGUUAUACCUCCAAGCCCCUGUAUAAGAAGGAGAGAGAAAAUAGAGACUAUAAAUUAUCCUCCUCUAGGGACAAGUAUUCCGAUUGUGCACGAUCACCAAAAGACAAGAGAAGCCAUGAGAGCAGGGAUUCAGAACACAGGACCAACCACGAUAGGAGUAGUGGAGAGAUUUUACACCCCAUAAAAUUAUCAUCUAAUUCAUCACGAGAUUCUUCGUCUCAAAGAAAACCAGCUCACAAUUCUUGUCAGGAUAAACGCGGUGAUGAACGAGGUGCAAUGGAACGGACAGCAAGGUUUGGUGAUUGGUCAGAGCAUAUGAGUUCUUCAGGAAAGAAGUAUUAUUAUAAUUGCAAAACAGAAGUUUCUCAAUGGGAAAAACCACGUGAAUGGAUUAUUCGAACAGAUAAUCGUCAACGCCAAUCCAAUGAUUACUCCUCUAGGUCAAACUAUUAUUUUAUAGGUCAUGAUAAACAUUCCAACUCGCGAUCAAAUAGUAGCAGCGUGCGAGAUGGUAAAUCAUCGCGGCAAUCGGACAAGCGGGAAUAUUGGACUUCAUGUAGUGGAAGUAGCGGUAACACUAGAGAAGAAGUUUCUACGCGUGAUAGGGAAAGAGAAAAGGAACGAGAGAGAGAACGUGAGAGAGAACGAGAAAGAGAAAGGGAAAGGGAAAGAGAAAGAGAGAGAGAACGAGAAAGGGAAAGGGAAAGAGAUUCUUGUAGGGAAGAAACAGGAGCAGAACGUCAAGCCCAAGAUAUGGAUAUUUCACCUGGUGAUUCUACACCUACUUCUGAACCUUUAACAUCCUGUGCUCACGAUCCACUGCCGCAAGGUCCUGUUCUACUGGCCACUGCAUUACCUCGAUUAGCAUCUCAUCCACCAUCGACACCACAACCACCUGGAAAAUUAAGUUCACCAACCCAACAACAAGGGAAUAGUAAUGCCCCAGGACCACCAGUUUCAUUAGCAAGCUUACCAAGACUUCUUUCUCAAAUCACUGGCAGUAAAGAACAACCUGACAUUACACCACAGAAAGCGUUACAGACAAUUCAAACAGCUAUCUUGUUAUCUAGACAACAAUCAGCAAGUGGAGACCGAAAUAAUAGUGGCAAUGAUGUAAUGGUCCCAUUAAAAGUUGAUACUAGUGGCAAUACUACCAGUGAGGGACCACCUACUCCAACUCAUUCAGAAACUCAGGAUUGUAUCGAUGCUCGCAAAUUAACCAGUCCUGGAGGAACGAAUUCUGGGGUGCAAGGUCUAAGCUCAUUGCAAAGUCUUAGUACAUUAGGUUCUCUUGGCAAUUUGAGUAAUACUGGAGGUUUACAAGCAUUGUCUAGAGUACAACCUCCUUUAACACCUUCCUUAACACCAUCGCUCGCUAAUCAUUAUCGAGAAGAUUUAACACAACAUGUGCGUGCCUUUCCAGCCGAUAUCCUUGAAAAACAGGCACAAAAACUUAGCGAGGAAGCACAUACAAUGGGCAGUUUACAAUGCACAAGAGUAUCUGCAGAAUUGAAAACAGCACGAUCGAUAGUGAGGCUGACAGAAAUUCAGGCAACACUACAGGAACAAAGGAUAUUAUUCCUCCGUCAACAAAUUCAAACAUUGGAGGAACUAAAAUCCCAAAAUUCCUUCAUGUCUGAUGAUUCUUAGUGUAAGAAACUUUAUAAAAAAUAAUUAUAAUUACAACAACCUAUAAUUAAUUCAU